Rotaria sp. Silwood1 is the source of this 426-nucleotide messenger RNA. Lineage: Eukaryota; Metazoa; Rotifera; Eurotatoria; Philodinida; Philodinidae. The record is from the annotation of a GenBank genome assembly.
AUGAGUGACGCAGUAUAUGUAGCUGAUACCUGGAACAAUCGUAUCCAGAAAUGGUCGAAAAAUGCACAAGAAGGGAUCACAGUAGCUGGUUCAAGCAAUGGUAGUUAUGGGUAUGAUGCUGCAUUGUUAAACAACCCUGUAGAUAUUUUUGUUGACACCGAAACUGGUGUGUUAUAUAUCGCCGAUACAUACAAUAGACGAAUUCAACGUUGGCUUCCAGGAGCGCUGAAGGGUGAUACGAUUGUUGGUGGAUUUGAUAAUGACAAUCCAAAUACUCAAAUGAUGAUACCAGUGGCAUUGACAUUCGAUAGUGAAGGUAAUCUUUUCGUCACCGAUAUUAACAAUCAUCGUGUUCAAAAGUUUGCUCUGAUUGAUAAUACUACAUGUUCGUCGACAUCAACAGGUACGCUGAAUAUAUUAUUUUGA